Molecule: messenger RNA, 883 nt
Organism: Pyrus x bretschneideri (Chinese white pear)
Lineage: Eukaryota; Viridiplantae; Streptophyta; Magnoliopsida; Rosales; Rosaceae
Exons: 2
Coding region: 27-725 (232 amino acids)
Source: RefSeq, a predicted model, not a curated record
ACACAGAAGAAAGGUACCCGCCAAAAAUGGGGUGCUGCAGGAUAAACACCUCCAACCUUCCAGCUCUCUGGAAAUUCCCAACUCAAAACCAAAAUCCCAGAACCAAAACCAUCAUCUCCUUCUCCUCCCCUUCUUGCUCUCAAACCGAAGAUCGAAAAUCGAAACCUUAUACCGUAAACUUCAAGACUUUGAGUGCCUGCAAGCUUGGCAUAGCCAGGUAUCCUGACUUUGAAUACAAUGCUAAAGGUGGAGCGGGAACCGGGUCUGCCACAGAGGUCACGGAAAGCAACUCGAAUGGCGAUGUUUUGGUGUCGUUUGACAUCGGAAGGCUCUAUAUCCCGCCAUUGGAGAGUGCAACAACAAAGUUCUUGGGGUUGCCACUGCCGCCCUUUUUGACGAUUGACAUUGUCCCUGAGUUCUUCAGUGGGAGCAUCAAUCCAGACUCCGGCCAGGUUGAUCUCGAAUUCAAGGCGGAGUUUUGGUUUUCCGUUGGGAGUAUAUACAAGGCUCCUCCGCUGCUGGUGAGGACGGUAUUGACAUCAGAGGAAUCGAAAGGAACGAUGAGAAGUGGAAGAGGGGAGAGGUUGGAUAAACAAGGAAAGUGCAGACUUGUUGGGGUGGCAACCGUUGAUCCUAUCGAUGAUUUUCUGAUCAACUCCUUCCUUGGCCUUCCCACGGAAUGCCUGGCCGACUUGAACGCUAUUAUUUCCUUCUCUAGCUCUUAGUGGUUUCACGAGAGACGGUCAUCGCCCCCACCGCAAUGUAGUACUCUUUCGCGUAAUCAAAGUCAUUGUCGAACGAAAGCAAAAAUAUGUAGAGCCAGAUUUAUGUUCAUAUGCAGCUGAAUUCGACUGUUUAACAAUUUACGUUCAUUUUCUCCAUA